ACACCUAAAUGCACCAAGAAAUGCUUUCGCUUUUGAUGGACAAAACGGUGUCUACGUCAUCAACCACGUGGUGGCGUUUCCAUCCGGGACACGUGACACGCACUCGUUCUCCAUCAUGGCGGCUUCAGCAGCAAAAAAGAAGGGCAAGAAGGGGAAGACCCUCACCCUAACUGAUUUCUUAGCAGAGGACAGCGGAGGAAACCCUGUACCAAAUUACACACCCACAAAACCUACCAGCUGGGCAGAUGAGACUGAUGACCUGGAGGGAGACGUUACUACUUCCUGGCACACGGAGGAAGAUGUGUAUCGUGCUCCACCCAUUGAUCGCUCCAUCCUGCCCACGGCACCCCGCGCUGCACGCGAGCCCAACGUUGACCGCUCACGUCUGCCACGCUGCCCACCGUACACCGCCUUCUUGGGCAACUUGCCCUAUGAUGUGACCGAAGAAUCCAUCACUAGCUUUUUCCAUGGACUCAAUAUCAGUGCAGUGCGUCUCCCCCGAGAGCCCAGUAACCCAGAGCGACUCAAGGGCUUUGGCUACGCAGAGUUUGACGACGUAGAGUCUCUGCUACGUGCACUCAGUCUCAAUGAGGAGAACUUGGGGAAUCGUCGGAUUCGUGUGGACAUUGCAGAUCAGUCCAAUGAGAAAGAUGACCGUUCGAUGUCAGGGCGAGACCGUAAUCGUAGCAUUGACAUGGGACCAGACAAGACGGACUCAGACUGGCGAGCACGGCCAAGUGGCGAUGUGGAUGAAGGGCCACGCAAAGACGAUGGCUAUGGAGAACGAUCCCGAGAUCGCUAUGACUCAGACAGGUACCGGGAUGGUCCACGCCGGGACAAUGAUCGCUACGACAGUGGCAGAGACCGAUAUCGGGAACGCUAUGACGACCGGGACCGCAGAGACUAUGAUAGAGGUUAUGACUCCCGUGGUGGAGGGCGGCGUCCGUUCGGUAGUGGUUUCCGGCGUGAUUAUGACGACCGCCGGGAUGACUACCGUGGCAGCGGUGAUCGCUAUGGAGAUCGCUAUGGUGACCGUGAAGACCGAAAUGAGAGACGGGAUGAGAAACGUGAGGACAGAGGCCCUCUUCAGAGGCCCAAGUUGAACCUGAAACCUCGUAGCGUUCCUAAGGAUGAGGACCAGAGCAGCGCCCGAUUAGCCGCCUCUAGCCGAUCAGCUUCCAUCUUCGGAGGGGCCAAACCAGUGGACACAGCUUCUAAGGAGCGGGAGGUGGAAGAGAGACUGAAGAAAGAGCAGGAGAGGUUGCAGAGACAGCUAGAUGAGGACAAGGGGAGACCUGAGCGCAACCCCAGAGAGAGACAUCCCAGUUGGCGAAGCGAUGACCAAGCAACAGAGCGUUCCCGAACAGGAAGCGAGUCAUCACAACCAGGAAGCACCACUGGCAGAGGCUCAAGGCGCAGAGAAAGCGAGCGCUCUUUGGAGAACGAGGUGUUCAGCGGGCGUGACGAUGAACCCCCCUCUCCAGGAAGUCAUGUGCCAUCAUCCAAGCAGGAUGGGCUUUCCCUGAAGGUGGUCCCAGCCCCACCCCCUAAAGAGAAUGCCUGGGCAAAGAGAAGUGCCAUGAGCAGUGGCUCCUCUGAGAACGAGGUGAAACCUGGUCCGCCCAAAAGCUCUACAAGCUCAGCUGAUGAGAGAGUUCCGCAGAAAGUCAAAGAUGAGAACAAGGGAGAUGGUCCACGCCGGGGCCGCGGGGGGGCUACAGCUCCAGCAGCAGGGAGAGAACGGCGCAAGGAAACGGACAGAAAGGACGUCAGAAGAGAGCGAGAUCUCAGACCAGCACCAGGGCCAAAGAAAUAUGAGGAAUCUCCCAGUCCUAAAUUCAGCUCAGCCAGUAAAUACGCAGCCUUACUAAUGGAUGGCGAGGGAGACGACGCUGAGGAAAACUGAGAAUGAGAAAUUUGCAGCGGAAAAGACGGUCAUAAAUGAAUUACGAAUUAAUCCUCCAUCUUUUUCCAUGCAGCAAUGAAGGACCCAGCUCUGCUCCCUCGAAACAAAAUCUGGAGAAGCAGUAAAAUUACAUGGCAGUCUCUUAAUAAAACACCUUCUUCAGGACUGAGCAGAAGCUAGUGGGGAAAAAAUACCAGACUCAUUUUAAAAUACGAGGGUACAUGGGAAGUUGGCUAAGCUAAUUAUUAUUAAUUUUAAAGAAAAAAUGAGCGAAUGUGAUCCCAUUGUUGCAGCUGCUCCGGCAUACAUCACACAUUUCUAGCACUAGUUUAUAAAAGCAGGGCAUGACACAAGGUAGGUUCUUACCAAAGGCGAGUGUCUUGUUGCUUUUCAGGGUCCCCCCUUUUAACUGAAAACAGACAUUGGGACCUGCAUGAUCUGUUCAGCCGCAUUUAAUCUUGCAAAAUCAUGUCUUAAAGCAUAUUAUAUGGGACUUGUAUUGAAGCUGAUCUACUAAAUGUGAGGCAGAAAGCAAACCAUUUCCAUACCACAUAUCAGUUAUAAGCAGUUUCCAUCAUUGCGUUUUCCCUCCGCAAAGUUUGAAUAAGGUUAUUUUAUCCUGCAGACCCAUUCUCAUGGACAAGUUUAUUAAGCUACCUCUGUGGCCGGCUGUGCCCUCAGAACAAAUAUUUUCUAUCUUCUAAGGAUUUACAGCUUGUUAGUCAUUUACAAAAUGUUGCCCCUUAAUCAAUUCCUUUUAAUCAUUGGUGACAAAUUGCUUUUUGAAUCAACCAGUGCAGUUUGUGUGCAUUCUGAAUAAAGGUUUUAAUAAAAUGGUCA
Molecule: messenger RNA, 2746 nt
Organism: Tachysurus vachellii
Lineage: Eukaryota; Metazoa; Chordata; Actinopteri; Siluriformes; Bagridae
Gene: eif4ba
Product: eukaryotic translation initiation factor 4Ba
Exons: 15
Coding region: 116-1906 (596 amino acids)
Molecular function (GO): RNA binding
Source: RefSeq, a predicted model, not a curated record